Messenger RNA from Funneliformis geosporum, 222 nucleotides. The record is from the annotation of a GenBank genome assembly. Lineage: Eukaryota; Fungi; Glomeromycota; Glomeromycetes; Glomerales; Glomeraceae.
GUAUUAUUAAAUGAUGCUAAUGAAAUUAAAAGUAAUUCUGUUAAAAAACUUAUUAAAAGUUCAUCAUUUUUUAUAAAUGUUGACAAAUUAGUUCAAGUUUUAAAACCAGUUAAAAUAGCAAUAAUUCUUCUUGAAAGUGCAAGUGUAAAUCUUGUAGAUUGUUUUCUUCAGCUAAUUUUAUUAGCUAAUGCUAUUAAAAAGUUACCUAUUCAAGAAAUAUAG